UCAAUAAAAAGCAAAUCAGAAGUGCUCUGGUUUUCGGGUUUUGGAUUUUCGAAACCAUCAAGCACCCAAAAAACGACCAAAUUUCAAUCCAAUACGCAGAUUCAAAUCCAGCUUAUCCCCAAAUCAAAACCCACCAAAUUCCUCAAGUUUUCUUCCAAAAGGGUCGCCGAAUCAAAACCCAGAAUCCGAAAUUUUGGAUGGCGAGUCUGUAUGUGAAAGCUGCGCCACCUGCGGAUCUGAAUAGGAACACAGAGUGGUUCAUGUACCCUGGUGUUUGGACCACCUAUAUCCUCAUCCUCUUCUUCUCUUGGCUUCUCGUGCUCUCAAUCUUUGGCUGCUCUCCUGGCAUGGCUUGGACCAUAGUCAAUCUCUCUCAUUUUGCGAUCACAUAUCACUUCUUCCAUUGGAAGAAAGGAACUCCCUUUGCUGAAGACCAGGGGAUCUACAAUGGACUGACAUGGUGGGAGCAGAUGGAUGGUGGAAAGCAGCUCACUCGCAACAGGAAGUUCUUAACCGUUGUUCCUGUGGUGCUGUACUUGAUAGCCUCGCACACAACCGACUACCAGCAUCCGAUGCUGUUUUUCAACAGUCUUGCAGUCAUCGUGCUCGUCAUUGCAAAAUUCCCCAACAUGCACAAAGUCCGGAUCUUUGGAAUCAAUGGAGAAGAUAAGUGAGUUGCGCUUACAUUUGGGUUGACAUGUUCAAAAGUCAGAACAUCAUUAUCUUAUUCGGAUGAAGAGCUACAUCGUUGUAUAGAAGUUGGAACUGGAGGUAUAUUAGAAAAUAUAAUGUUUUUUCUUUGUGCUUACGGCUUUUCAAGGUGCCUCCCAGAUGAUGAAAGAAUAAUUGUAUUAUCUUUGUACAGUAGAGAAAUUUUAUGUUCGUGGAGAGUCA
Messenger RNA from Pyrus x bretschneideri (Chinese white pear), 894 nucleotides. Its product is annotated as ORM1-like protein 2. The coding region runs from base 198 to 674 and encodes 158 amino acids. The record is from RefSeq and is a predicted model, not a curated record. The transcript is spliced from 3 exons. Lineage: Eukaryota; Viridiplantae; Streptophyta; Magnoliopsida; Rosales; Rosaceae. Gene Ontology annotation, cellular component: endoplasmic reticulum membrane. Gene Ontology annotation, biological process: negative regulation of ceramide biosynthetic process; intracellular sphingolipid homeostasis; ceramide metabolic process.